This is a messenger RNA of Aspergillus glaucus CBS 516.65, 1893 nucleotides long. RefSeq lists its product as uncharacterized. NCBI's taxonomy places the organism in Eukaryota, Fungi, Ascomycota, Eurotiomycetes, Eurotiales, Aspergillaceae. Gene Ontology annotation, molecular function: zinc ion binding; DNA-binding transcription factor activity, RNA polymerase II-specific; DNA binding. The record is from RefSeq and is a predicted model, not a curated record. Gene Ontology annotation, biological process: regulation of DNA-templated transcription; DNA-templated transcription. The transcript has 6 exons. The coding region runs from base 1 to 1893 and encodes 630 amino acids.
AUGGCAAGUGGCGACAAACGACGAAAGAAUGCUCUCAGUUGCAAUGGCUGCAGACAACGGAAGGUGAAGUGCGAAAAACCAUCUUUCGGUCCUUGUCAGCGAUGUAGCAGGCUGGGCAAGCAAUGCCAACUAGAAGGCUCUAUCUCGCGACCUUACUAUCACACUUCAAAGGAACGAUACGAGCUUCUGGUGUCUGUCGUUCGCCAUUUCGUUCCUUCGGCUUCUUUCGAAACCGAAGACCUGCGGCAACUAUUAGACACCCUGAAAGCUCCAGCGGAAGGCUCUCCUGCUCGUUCACCACCUUCUGUUGUGGACACCCCAAGUGGUGGACCGGGCCCGUGGCUGUCGGAGACUAUCACACAAAUAAACACUCCUCCAGCCUCCUCAACUUCUACCUAUCCUGCCAGUCCAGAAUGUGCGAUCGAAGAUUUGGAGAGCACAUUGAUGGUGGAUGCUAUGAAUAUUCCUCGAUUCAGUGGCUCAUCCAGCUGCACCACCCUCAACGCCAAGAUAGUCUCACAUAUGUCCAAAGAUACUGGCGGUCUGUCACCAUUUGCAGAGAAUGAGUCUCCGCCGUUGUUUGAUGGACAAGUGAUCUCUUAUCGAAAUGCAGACUAUCUCCCCGAUAGAAAGGCGCUUGAUCAAGCAGCCGAUAGAUUCUACCAUUGGUUUGAUGACGUAUAUGGUGGGAAGGGGGUGCGUGCAUCCGUGCUGGUCAUAUUGUAUCUGGUCAUGGCCCUCUGUGGCGAUGAAGAGCCCAGUUUUCAAAUUUCUCGAUCCUGCAUGGAUGAUGUGAUAGAUGAAUCGAGCUUGGAGAGUGUGCGGGCAAUUAUGUUGAUGAGCUUGUACCGCCAAAGAGAGAAUGAGCGGAGUGUUGCCUGGGCUAUGCUGGGUCUGGCAAUCCGAAUCUCAAUGUCGCUUGGUCUUCACCAAAAUAUAGGCUAUGUGCACGACACUUCCAUAUAUGGAUCACAAGUUAAGCGGCGCCUGUGGUGGUCCCUCUGCGAAUUUGACAACUGGAGUUCUUGCAUGCUGGGACAAACUUCUGGCCUUGGUUGCUCGGAUAAUGCCGUUUCUCUUCCUUCGCAGGAAUUCAAUACUACACCCUACAUCCCGCCUGGAUACGCCACUAGCUCAGCAUCUCUCGGUAUUCUGAUUGGCCAAAUAUCCCAACAGGUGUAUAUCCAAAACGGAAAUUUGAGAAGCAAAGAACAGUUGACUAGUGAGCUUAUCCAGAAGGUCGAAACGUGGAACAAAGAACUGUCCGAUCACCUUCGUCCAAAUUCGGCAUUCCCCUCCUGCUUUGCACGCGCCACGUUAUAUUUAAACCUCAAAUACAAUUACGCCCGCAUGCUUAUCGGUAGGCCUUAUAUGGCCCAUUCGAUACUUUGCAGCAACAGCCAUGAUGCUGUGUUCAAAUCCCGAGCGGAGACGUGUAAAGCUGCAAACCGUGACUCGAUUGAGAUUUUGAUGGAAUUCUAUCGCCGAGGUCUCUUGUCGACGUCUCUUUGGUUCGAUACAUACUUCAUCUUGGCAACAGCAAUAGUUCUAUUUCUCCGUGCUGUCGAAACACCGAGUGUGCAGAACGAGUUAAAAUCAUUUCUGCCUGUUUUAAAAAUGUGCGAUCGAAGCCAGAUUGGAAAAUACGCUACUGGAAGUUUCGAAAGGUUUCUCUAUAAUUUGGAGAACGGUAUAAAGGAAAGGCGUACUAUCAAUGUCGCAGAUCCGUUUUCUCAGUCAUCCAACCUUGGUCAUGAGAGUUAUAGUUGUCAUGGAAUAAAUUUCAAUGACCUGGGAGAUCUCAACGCCCUUGGGUCUGAGUGCUUCGGCUUUGGAGAGGAAUUUGAUAUGGACUUAUGUGGAGCUUGGAACACCUUGGAGUUAGGGUUGUAA